CUCUCAGCAAUGUCUUCCCAAGCUAAUUUUCCAGUAGAGCUUUGGAGAGAAAUAUUUACGCAUAUACUCAAUAAACAAGUCUUGAAAGAAUGUUUAUCUGUCUGUAAGACAUGGAACCUCGUCGCGCGUUCUUUCUUCCCAGAAAGUAUUUAUAUCGAACUUAAUGAUGCACACCUAGACUUGCUUCACCGAGACCUUGAACGUUUUCCAGGGUUCGGUCAAAAAGUUACAAGGCUUACGUUAACACAUUAUUCUUCUGGUCUGAGCGAGCCUAGUUUGUUUCGUUCUGUUGUUAGUCUCUGUCCCAACCUGUUGGAACUCUUAUUUGCAACCAAUGAAAUUUAUCAUUACCUCAAUAUACUCAACACGCGAGAAGCUUUACUUCCUAAUAUCCAGAAGAUACAUGUAAGUCAUCUGUCAGAAUGUUCGCCUGCCAUAAGACGAUUUCAUGUCUGGGUCAACUAUCGAUUUCGCAAGACAAUCACUGACCUUGAAGUCUUGGAUAUUGAUGCGAAUGGUGCGUUGGAUAAGUAUACAGGCUUAGUGGCAUAUGCAAGAACAUUCCCAAACCUCAAGCAUUUGAAAGCACAGUCAAGCUCUUUUCUUGCAAUUAACAAUGUCAGUCUGGAUUUAUUAGCUUUACUAGCAUCCAACCGAAAGUUAGAGAGCCUGAAAUUAUACAAUAUAGGCAAAAUCACUAGUACAUUAAAAGACCUGGCUAAAAAUGAAUUUGGUGAGUAUCCGUCUUUGAAGAAACUCAAGUUGGAUGCACAGCAAAUAGAUAUUGGUACAUUGAAGUGUAUUACUUCAAGGUUCACAAAUGUCAAUAACUUAAGGUUGCUGACGUCUGUUAUCUUACCUGAUGACUCUCUUACAAGCAAAGAAGCCCAAGACAUCAUUGAUCAAUUUCAAGAAUACAGUAAAAAAGUCGAACGAAACAAUGUCUCUUAUGUUUAUGAAAAUCAACACUAUUACAUUAACAACGUUAUAAAGAAAUCGAUCUGGAUCACCAAUUUCACAAUUUUUGAUCCAUUUAUUGAACGUGAGUUUGUCUUCAAUGAAUUUGAUGAAUUCGGUAACGACGAUGAACUUGAAGAUAUGUUUGGUGAUGGAUUCGAUGAUGAUGGAGUUGAAGAUAUGUUUGGCGAUGGGUUUGAUGACUAUGAAGAUAUGUUUGAUAGUGAUGGAUUUGGACAAUAUGAAGAAGAAGACCUCGAGAUUGCGUAUCCUUUUGGCCUUGGUUAUUCUAUCAAUACCUACCCUGAUUUGAUAGAUUAAGGAUAGCUUUUUUUUUCUUAAACAUCUAAAAAUACUUGCUU
Messenger RNA from Gilbertella persicaria, 1319 nucleotides. RefSeq lists its product as uncharacterized. The record is from RefSeq and is a predicted model, not a curated record. The transcript has a single exon. Lineage: Eukaryota; Fungi; Mucoromycota; Mucoromycetes; Mucorales; Choanephoraceae. Bases 10 to 1278 code for a protein of 422 amino acids.